This is a messenger RNA of Lotus japonicus, 1387 nucleotides long. RefSeq names its product 1-aminocyclopropane-1-carboxylate oxidase homolog 1-like. Lineage: Eukaryota; Viridiplantae; Streptophyta; Magnoliopsida; Fabales; Fabaceae. The record is from RefSeq and is a predicted model, not a curated record. The transcript is spliced from 3 exons. Bases 147 to 1244 code for a protein of 365 amino acids.
ACUCGGUUCAUGUAUUUAGAUAUAUCUACUCUGAGUCUCUGACCCUGUCAAAAUUGGACUUGAUUGCUUGAGGUAUAUGAUGUGUGUUAUCCGCAUCUGACUUCAUAUUUAUUCACUCAGAUUUCUGGUGCUAGUUCUAUCUCAAUAUGGAGAUGAAAAACACACACCAGUUAGAAGAAGGCACUUAUGACAGGGAAGCUGAAUUGAAAGCAUUUGAUGAAACAAAACUUGGUGUAAGAGGUCUUGUGGAGUCAGGGGUGACAAAAAUUCCACGCAUCUUCAAUUCUGGCUUGUUGGACAUCACUGAAAACGCACCCACUGAUUCCUUGUUGAGUGUUCCAAUCAUAGACCUCAGAGACAUUCACAACAAUCAUGCAGGGUUGAUUGACCAAAUUCGAAGUGCAUGUAAAGAGUGGGGAUUUUUUCAGGUGAUUAACCAUGAAAUUCCAAUAACUCUCUUGGAUGAUAUGAUUGAUGGAAUUCGUAGGUUUCAUGAAGAUCCUGAGGUAAGGAAACAAUAUUACACUAGAGAUUUUAAAAGGAAAUUUCUGUAUUAUUCCAAUACUAGCCUUUACCGAGACAAAUCUGCCAAUUGGAGAGAUACCGUUGGAUGUUUAAUGGCUCCUAAUCCACCCAAACCUGAAGAGUUGCCUCAAGUAUUGAGAGGCAUUAUAUUUGAAUAUUCCAAGAAAAUAAUGGAACUAGGGUGUACAAUUAUUGAGUUACUAUCCGAGGCUCUUGGCCUUAAUCCAUCCCACCUCAAAGAAUUGAAUUGUGUUGGAGGACUAUUUAUACAGGGUCAUUACUAUCCACCAUGCCCUGAGCCUGAAUUAACUAUGGGCACGUCCAAGCACACUGAUAUUGAUUUCAUGACUAUAGUUCUGCAAGACCAACUAGGUGGUCUUCAAGUUCUCCGUGACAAUAAAUGGUUUAACGUUCCUCCUGUGCAUGGAGCUCUUGUAGUAAACAUGGGAGAUCUACUUCAGCUCAUAACAAAUGACAUUUUCAUCAGUGUUUAUCACCGGGUCUUAUCGAGUCAUAGAGGGCCCAGAGUUUCAGCUGCCAGCUUCUUUUUACAAUAUGAUUCUGAUGAAGGUAAAUCAAAGGUUUAUGGCCCCAUUAAAGAAUUGUUAUCAGAAGAAAACCCACCAAUCUAUAAGGACACCACCAUAGCAGAUAUGAUGGCACAUCAUUUAUCCAAGGGGCUUGAUGGGAAUUCUGCCUUGCAUCCUUUUAGGUUGUAAAAUGAAAAAUUUGGACCCAAAAAUAGAACUUCAUGAAAUUGAUGCUCUCUUGAUUCCAUGGAGAUCAUAAUAUGAUGUAUUACUUGUGCUUUUUCGUUGUAAUGUGGCAUAGUAAUUUUCUAUCACAAGUGACGUUUAUAUUA